This is a messenger RNA of Archocentrus centrarchus (flier cichlid), 366 nucleotides long. Its product is annotated as histone H2A-beta, sperm-like. Gene Ontology annotation, cellular component: nucleosome. Bases 1 to 366 code for a protein of 121 amino acids. The record is from RefSeq and is a predicted model, not a curated record. The transcript has 3 exons. Lineage: Eukaryota; Metazoa; Chordata; Actinopteri; Cichliformes; Cichlidae. Gene Ontology annotation, molecular function: structural constituent of chromatin; DNA binding; protein heterodimerization activity.
AUGCUGAACAAGGACAAAACUGAAGAGCCAAGGCAAAGAGCCGGACUGCAGUUCCCGGUGGGCCGUGUCCACAGGCUGCUGAGGAAGGGGAACUACCCGGAACGUGUGGGAGCUGGAGCCCCGGUGUACCUGGCGGCUGUGCUCGAAUACCUGAAAGCUGAGAUCCUGGAGCCGGCUGGAAACGCUGCCCGGGACAAGAAGAAGACCAGGAUCAUCCCCCGCCACCUGCAGCUGGCCGUGCGCAACGACGAGGAGCUCAACAAGCUGCUGGGCGGAGUGACCAUCGCUCAGGGCGGUGUGCUGCCCAACCCACAAUCUGUCCUGAUUUACAGGAAAAAAAGCCGUGGGUUUAAUGAUGGUGAAUAA